Teleopsis dalmanni is the source of this 3430-nucleotide messenger RNA. RefSeq lists its product as uncharacterized. The record is from RefSeq and is a predicted model, not a curated record. Lineage: Eukaryota; Metazoa; Arthropoda; Insecta; Diptera; Diopsidae.
UUUUCAUCAAAUCUGUUUCGCAUAAAUCUUCUGUUAAAAUUCACUGUUUCUAUAAUAUGUUGCUCUUGACGUCUGUCGGCCGACCUGUCUGUCUUAACUCUGUUAAUAAAAUGUGUUCUCGAUUCAUGGCUGGCUGUAAAAAUACAGGUUGCGUUCAAGAGAAGAAGUGUAAAAAGUCUGAACCGAAAAAACAAGAAGAUAGUUGUAAUAAGUCCUGUUGUCAAAAAAAAGACAGAUGUAAACCUCCUAAACCGAAAAAGGACGACUAUUGCUUGGAGAAUGCAUGUAAGCCAUUGCUAAAACCGAAGCCAAAACCCAAAAAAGAAUAUCCAAGAGAUAAAUGCACUUUGGAACAAAAACUAAAAUGUGGAGUUCAGAUAGAUGAGUGUUGUAAAGUCGAAUGUCCAGAUGUUGUACCUCGUUAUGACGAUCUUUAUUAUUGUACAUCAGAUAAGGCUAAGCGUAAGUAUACGCAAACAUGGAUAGAGUGCCCCGAACUAAGAAGGGUGAAAAAGGUUGUGUGUUGCUAUGAAAAUCUGAAAAUGCCAAAAUUUGAAAAACGCUGCAGAGGAGAAGUACCACAAACCGCGUGUUCAACGGAUAGAGAGGAUAGGACGUUAAUGGAAUGCGGUAAAGAAGAAAAUCCGAGGUGUGCUAGGAUAACGUCGCGAUGCUGCAGGCCAUCCAGAUAUCCUCCGAAAUGUAACGUUGAUAAAUAUCCUACACACUGUGUAAAGUGCACUACUCCAUAUCCUAGCUUCUCUGAGUGUAAGCGUGAAAGGCCAUCAAAACCACAUCCAAAAGAGUGUAAUUGUCUUGAAAUUCCAGCAUUAUGUGAUAUAUAUGCUGAGCUAAGAAAAAGGAAAGGAAAAAAAUAGAUUUCUGUUAAAACAAAUGACAUACAUUUUGAUCCGAUGUAAGUUCAACUUAAUUUUCAAUUAUGAUAAUUUUAUGUCAUUUGGAUCAGUCAGUCCAUUGUCACUGUAGAGAUUUCUUACUAUAUUUUGCUGAAGUCAUUCUAUAACAUAACGUGCAAUCUGAUUUCUAAGAAACGUUUUACACAGCAGAUAAAUUUCGAGAGCAUUUUGAAAGGCAUAUUGUAAAUGCUUCGUAAGAAUAACUUUUUUGCCGCACUCCGAAAAAUGGCAAAAUAUAUAUAUAUAUAGCUCUAAGUUGGAGAUAUUUUAUGUAACCGUUGAAUGGUGCAUGAUUGAAACGUGAUAAACAUGCUGUUCAUCUAAAAAUCUUUAUUUCUUAAUAAACUACACGCACCAAAUUCUUGAGAACUGAAAAUGGAUGUUACGGGAAUAAUCUUUAAAUUCUAGCAUUUUCAAAGACUGAAAGACAGGGAUGUCUUCAGGGACGGUGCCAGUACGUGUAACAGUCUAAGUGUUUACUAUCUCUCGAGAGUACUAUGUGAUUUCUGUUUGUCAAUAACGGAAAGAUUGUCACAAACAAAAGAUUACAAAUAUCUCCGCUUAGAUAGAUUAAAUCAAUGAUUCCAUUUAAGCACAAUUUGAUGAACACAUUGUUAUCUAUUUAUGAUCAUUGAAGAAUGCUGAAAAACCAAAAAUGAAUGGUAAAAUAUUUCUUGCAACAUCUUAAGCUACAGCUUUUCCACAUAAACAAAGUUAUCACAAACAGAACUUUGCAAAUAUCUCUAGUUAAGCAGACUCCAGAAAGAUGAUGGUGAAUGUUUCCUGGAAAGAAGUCACUGUAGUAAUAUCAGUAGCAGUAUGCUGCAAAUACCUUCAGUAUAAAUAUCUUCUACAAAUAUCUUCUACUUAAUAUUAUACUCUAUGGAGCGACAAGUCAUAAGUUAUUGUCAGCAACUUGAGAGUAGCAUUGUAUUAAAUGCAAGGAUACAGAUGCUUAUUUUAGAGAUAAUAUUUUUUGACAUACUUGUGACCAUUAGAAAAUGCUGUAUUAAGGAAACGUUAAAAAUAUGCCAUUUAUACCAAAUACCGUAUUCCGUAAAACAGAAAACUUCAGGCCAUAAACUCCACGUAUAUAAAAGUGAAUGUUACAUGGAAAUAACUUACUAGAGCAUUAUAACUUGGAGUUGGAUGCAAGUAACUUAAGCUGAAGUUAACUAAUAUAUUUUCUUAUGCUCACAAACUCUCUAGAACAGUAAGUCAUGAGUUCUUGUUAACAACCAAAAGUGACUUCAUAUUAGCAAGGUUUGUCAGAAAUGCAACAUAACAAACGUCUUUAGUUAGGCUGAAUUAACCAAAAAUUCUGUUUGGACCUAUACUAGAUUAUUAUAACUUCUUUGGGAAUAUUGCGGACCAAUGCUGCAUGCAUAAAAAGCGGUAAAAAUGACAUUUUUCUAAAUUUCAUACUCCAUGAAACAAAAACUUCAACCGCAAAGCUCCGGAGAUUCGGAAAUGCAUGUUUCAUGGACAGAACGCCCUGGAGAAUUAUCAGAAUUCUAUUAUAUAAACUUACACUCUUCCUUACACUCAGAGACACCUCUGCAAUUUUCUUACACCUCUGCAGCGCUUGAAGUAGUAUUGUCAUAAAUGAUAGGUCACGCAACUUACCAGUUGAACAGAUAUAACCACCGACUUCGUUCAGACCUAAUCUGGAGAUCUUGUUAUGACUCAUUGGAGUCCAUUGGAGAUAACUAGACGAAUUAAACCGAACACACAUGUCAGGUAUCCCAAAAACUUUAUUAUGUGAAACAAAAACUUCAAACGCCAAACAGCAGGCAGAAAAAAGUCAACAUUUUAUUGAAGAAAUGUUCGUGGCAUUUUUAAAAAUGGAAGGAUAUGAAUAUCUGCAACAACACUCAUUUCAACAACGAAAAUGCUUCAAGUCUAAAAAGCAUGGCAAAUUCCACGAAUGCUGAAUGCUGCGGAACUAAUUGCAGCUUUGUCAGAAGCCAAAAGAUUUAAAUAUCUUAAGCUGCAGCUAAUCCAUUUAGACUAGCACUAGCAACUCUUGAAAAAGAAACGCUAUUGUUACCUAUCAAUAACUCAAUAACAGCACUGUCAUAAAUGCAAGGCUAUACAUGCAUUCAAAAGCAAUAUACGAAUACUGCGAAUGGUAACGAGUCCAUUAUAAUACUAUCAGAAACAGGAGGACUUUGACCAGCACUGACAACAAAGACGAUUACUCAAAAACACUCGAAAAUGCCAUUGGGAGUGCUAUAUGCAUAAAACGCAGAAAGAGCUCCUUUUUCAGAACUCCUUGCUUCGCAACAACUUUAAGGGUCAAAUUCUCGAGAAGUAAAAGUAAAAAGGAAAGUAGAAAGUUCUGUGAAAAGAAGUUUCUGCAGCAGGCAAAACUCUCUAUAAACUCUCUAUAAAUAUUAACGACGUUGGAGGACUUUCUACAACAUUAUUCCAAGUGAAAGGAUACAAACGUUUUCAAUAGCACUAGUUCGACUUUGAGUAGUACCAGCGACAACGAAGAGUGCUGACAAGCU